This is a messenger RNA of Corticium candelabrum, 1187 nucleotides long. Its product is annotated as ankyrin repeat domain-containing protein 50-like. Gene Ontology annotation, molecular function: protein binding. The coding region runs from base 83 to 799 and encodes 238 amino acids. Gene Ontology annotation, cellular component: cytoplasm. The record is from RefSeq and is a predicted model, not a curated record. Gene Ontology annotation, biological process: innate immune response. NCBI's taxonomy places the organism in Eukaryota, Metazoa, Porifera, Homoscleromorpha, Homosclerophorida, Plakinidae. The transcript is spliced from 8 exons.
UUAAAUCGUUGAGCAUGCGUAGAAUGUAGGGGACGUCAGUUAGUGUAUCUAGGCGGUGGUGAGCACAGAAAGGUUGGCUACGAUGUCGUCACAGUUGGAAAUGAAUGAAGAAUUUAUGAAAGCGGUGGAGAGAGGUGAUAGUAUAACAUAUAUAACGUGUCUUUUGAAUAUGGGAGUUGAUAUCAAUACACAUGAUGAAUAUGGGAACACUCUUCUGAUACAAGCGUGUUUGAAUAAGAACAAGGAAAUGGUGGAGUUUCUGCUCACUAAAUCAGCAGAUGUUAAUGGGGCUGGUGAGAAGGGGUGGACGGCUUUGAUUGUAGCAGUACUGCUUGGAUGUGAUGAUAUUGUGGAGGUGUUAUUGAACGUCAAAGAUGUUAAUGUGAUGAAGAAAGAUGAUGGGGGAAUGACAGCCAUACAUCAUGCUGCAAUGUGGAAUCACGUGAUCAUUGUAGAGAGACUUUUGUCUUGUUCUGUUCCUGCUGAUAUCAAUGAUAAUAUUGGUUGUACACCACUGUGUUGGGCUGCCUGUCUUGGUCAUGUGUGUUGUGUUGAUGUUCUCCUAAAACAUGGAGCGAGUCCCAAACAUAAGAGUGAGUUGUUAGGAUCACCACUGGAGAUUGCCAAGGAAAAGGGUCACAGUGAUGUGGUUGAGAUGAUGAAAGAAGCCAUAAGAUUGACAUCUCAUCCUUAUGUGGAGGGUCGCAUGUCUGUCAUGAGACAUCAAUACCAACAGACAAUUGCUCAACAGGAGAGUGAGAUUAUGCGUCUCAGAACGGCAACAGCUGAUACAGUAUGACGAGCACACACACACACACACACACACACACACACACACACACACACACACACACACACGCACACACACACAACUUUGUCUUUCGAUUUAGUUUGACUUCAGCCCUACAUUGGAUCCCUGAAAUUUUGACAUCAACAGAUGAGAUACAUUCACACGUUCAUUUUCAAUGUGAGAAGUGGGAGCAGAGUCAGUUGUAAGGACCCUCAUUGAGAAAUUAACCUGCUGUAGAUCUACUCUACUGUUAAUCAGUUGAAUGUAACAUAGAACUCAGUAGAAUACAACUCGUAUACACAAUGCAAUGGAAAUCUACUUCAUUAAAAUGUACAAUACAGCAUGAGUAGUUGCAAUAAUACCAACUCAACUGUUUCAUCCAUCAAUUAUAUCAAAU